Messenger RNA from Notodromas monacha, 1120 nucleotides. Lineage: Eukaryota; Metazoa; Arthropoda; Ostracoda; Podocopida; Cyprididae. The record is from the annotation of a GenBank genome assembly.
UUUAAAAUGAAGUGAAAUACGAGCAGGGAAACAAAACCGCGAUUUCGGAAGUGAUUUUCGAGUGUUGCGUGUGCACGGCGCAGUUUUUGCCGCCUUUUUGUUUUUCAUCCAAGGAGACAUCCGCUUCAUCUUCAAGAUGAACGUGGUAUUCGUUGCCUUGUUGGUCAUGAUUUCUUUCGUCGUCUGCACAGAAUCUGCCGAUGCUCCGGUCAAACCCGUGAGACGACAGGUGCGAAUCCGUCCGACGACGCGUAACCGGGAGCGACACGAGGCCGUGCCAGGCACCAUGGUCGACAGUGACGUGGACCUGGCCCCGGGAGCCGCGUCGUCAGUGCUGCGCCAUGCGGCGGCGCCUGGCAACCGCCUGGACGACGAGCAGGCUGCUGCUGCGGCGGCGGCGCGGCGGCGACGUCUGCCAGCAGCUGACGUGCUGUCGCGACGGCGGUCUCGUCUGCCCGUCACGCGUCGCGGCGUCGGCACCAAAGCCGCUCCCGUCACCACUGUCGCUGUUGAUGACCCAGACAAAAAGUACAAGAUCGUCUGCUACUACACGAACUGGUCGCAGUAUCGGCCCACAAUCGGCAAAUACGUGCCAGAAGACAUCGAUCCGUUUUUGUGCACCCACGUCAUUUUCGCCUUCGGCUGGCUCAAGAAGGGCAAAUUAGCUUCCUUCGAAGGCAACGAUGAGACGAAAGAUGGCAAAGUCGGCCUCUACGAAAGAAUCGCCAAGCUCAAGGAAGCUAAUCCUGAGCUCAAGACACUUCUUGCCAUCGGCGGGUGGUCGUUCGGAACGCAGAAAUUCAAGGACAUGUCCAAGACUCGGUACGCCAGGCAGAUCUUCAUCUUCAGUGCGCUGGCGUAUCUCCGCGAGCACAAAUUCGACGGGCUCGACAUCGACUGGGAAUAUCCCAAGGGCAAAGACGACAAGAAGAACUACGUUUCCCUCCUGAAAGAAGUCAGGAAGAGCCUUGAGACAGCGUCACGGCCGCGCGUUUCGAUGUCGAUCGUGUCGAGACCCCUUCUGAAGCGUGACAUCCGAUCCCUUCCGACGCGUGACACUUUGCUGGACACAUGCGUGAUUCGUGGCUCUCUCGACUUCUGCUGGUGGCCCCUCUGCUGA